This is a messenger RNA of Notothenia coriiceps (black rockcod), 7510 nucleotides long. RefSeq names its product obscurin like cytoskeletal adaptor 1a (gene obsl1a). The coding region runs from base 442 to 7113 and encodes 2223 amino acids. NCBI's taxonomy places the organism in Eukaryota, Metazoa, Chordata, Actinopteri, Perciformes, Nototheniidae. The record is from RefSeq and is a predicted model, not a curated record. The transcript has 24 exons. Gene Ontology annotation, molecular function: protein binding.
CCGAGCACUCGGCUGAAAGACUGCGGUCACUAUCUGACUCCUAGACAUCGAGUGUGAAUGGAAGAGUUAUUUUUCAUCGCUUGCUAUGACUCUCAGUGACCAGGAGGUGUGCUAAAUGUGAGCCUGAUCCACAAACAACAAACCAGAGACACAAGGAACAAGAGCUGAGGAGACUCGCAGAGCUUCACGUCAGAGCAACAGAAGGAAAGCUACCAUUUCUACCAACUAAGAAUCAUUUAAAAAAAGGACACAUGAAUGAACAGAAGCCAGCGUGAACGUCUCGAGAACAACAUUUUCAGAUAGACCUCACAUCAGAGACAGAAUGCUUUAAGGACGGCAACCCUUAUAGAGCUCCUCCACAAAAGAUAAGAGGCUCUUAUUGAGGUGAUCCCACAGCAAAAGAAACGUCUUCAUUCAAACCAGAAGUAGGGUGACCUUAUCAUGGAUAUUUUCGGAGGUGCUCCUCGAGUUCUGGGCUACCCACGCCCUGUGCUGGUACAGUGUGGCACAGACGCAACCCUGAGGUGCCAAAUUGGUGGUGACCCUCGUCCUGAUGUGAUCUGGGAGCGUAAAAACAUCCAAAUCUUGUCUGAGGGACGCUACAAGCUUUCUGAGGAGGGGAAAGCUUACUCACUAACCGUUACUGGAGUAACUCUGCAGGAUGCUGGCCAGUAUAUUUGCAAGGCCAUAAAUAGCGUAGGUGAAACAUGUGCAGCAGCCUCUCUAAAAGUGGAGGGAGAGGCCCAGCAGGUCAAUGGUAUGCAGCCACCAAUGAAGGAAAAUGGAGGAUUUGAAGGACAUCAGAAUGGAUACAGCACGGUGAAUAAUGGUGAACACAGGAAACAACAAGAGGAGGUUGAUUUAACGUCUGACGAUAAACCGCGAUUCCUCAUCAAGCCCCUCUCUUUGCGCGUGGACCGCGGAGAAGAUGCUGCCUUCUCCUGCAAAAUCUGGGGCACGCCUCUGCCUGAGGUGACGUGGGAGAAAGACGGGAAGAAGCUGAAUGAUAUAUUUGAGAGUGCACACUAUAAUAUAAGCAAUCAAGAUGGCAACUGGUUCCAGCUCAAGAUCUACAGGACGCGCAUGCCGGACAAAGGAGUCUACACCUGCAGGGCCGUCAACCGCAAUGGCGAGGCCUUGGUCGGUGCCGUCCUUCUUGUUGAGCCCGUACCGGAGCGAGAGGAGAGUAAAAUGUCCUCGAACGGUCAAACUAACAGCCAGUGGUCGCCGAAGCAAAGAAGCGGGAGGCUCAGUCUGUCGAGGGUCAUAGAGGAGCCACCUGUCAGGGUGUCUAAAGCCAAGAAGUUUGCCGUGGCAGAGGGUAAACACGCCAAGUUCCGCUGCUUUGUGACAGGGAAGCCAAAGCCGGAGAUCAUUUGGAAGAAAGAUGGGAUUCCACUACUACCCGGGAGGCGCCAUCUGAUAUUUGAGGACAGAGAGGGUUACUACACGCUGAAGGUUCUGUACUGCAAAGUGCAAGAUACAGGACUGUAUGUGUGUGCAGCUUCAAACGCGCUUGGAAACACCCUCAGCGCUGUUCACCUGUCAGUCAAAGGUCCGGUUGUGCGGUUCAGGCGUCCAUUAAGAGACGUGGAGGUACAGGAGAGGGAAGUUGCCGUGCUGGAGUGUGAGGUACCUGAUGAGUCGCUCCCCUCUGCCUGGUACCUGGAGGACCGGCGGCUGAUGCCCAGCAAUAAAUACGGGAUGGAGCAGAAAGGAACCACACGAAGACUGACCAUCCAGGAUGUUGGGAUGGACGACGAUGGAGUUUACCUCUGUGAGAUGCCGGAUGGAGGGAAGAGCAUCGCAGAGCUAUCAGUUAAAGGUUCUAUUGUUCGUAAACUUCCCCGGAAGCUGGAGGUCCUGGAGGGGGAGAACGCUGUGUUCUGCGUGGAGGUGGAGCACGAUGAUAUGGAGAUCCUCUGGUUCAAAGACGGCUUGAUGCUUCACGAGACUCAGCAGACCAUCCUGAAGUCAUUUGGCAGAACGCACAUUCUGGUCUUUGUCAACGUGGCCUAUCAAGAUACAGGGGUAGUUACUUUUGUCUCAGGGAGAUCCAAGACUUCAUCGCGUCUCAAAGUCAAAGCAACAAGACAUCUUCCUCCUAUCUGCCCCGUGGAAGCCAAAAUGAAUGUGGAUGGACUCAACGGCGCUCUUCUCACCUGGGUUACUGCUCCCAACAGCCAGACCUCCACCCGAUCCAUUUUUGUCGUGGAGAGACAGGCAGUGGGCUCCCAAGAAUGGCAUAAGUGUUUCACCUCAGAGAGCGCCACUUCAGCGGAUAUCACCAGCGACAGCGUUCCGUGCGAGGGCGACUACCGGUUCCGGCUCUGUUGCAUCAACAAGUACGGGCGAAGCGGCCAUGUGGAGUUUCCCAAAGUUGUCCAUAUAGUUCCUGGGCCAAAGAUCUGCAGCAGGCUCAAAGGUUGUGAGGUUCUGGAAGGAGAAGAAGCUAAGUUCUCCAUCGAACUGUCUGCACCAAUGGUUGGAACUUGGUUUUUGAACAGCGCUCAACUGCAGCAUGGCGGACGGUUUUCAUUACAACAGUCCCAAACGCGGCACUCAUUGGUAAUCUGUGAAACUCGCACCGCAGAAGACUCGGCAGAGGUCACGUUCAUAGCCAAUGGAGUCCGGGAUUCAGCUGUGCUCAAAGUUAUACGUAGGUGUAACAUCUGGUAUUUCUGUGAAAUUAAAAGCUUCUUUAAACGUCUGGGAUUUAUGUAUUUCUUGGAGUUUCUUCAAUUUUUUCUUUUUUUCUUUAUAGCUGCUGUGAUCAAAUUCAGUCCACAGUCAAACGUGGACAGCAAUAAGAGGGUGGAAACUGGUGACGCCAUUGUACUCUACUGUGAAGUCUCCCACCCUUUCGCAAAAGUCUGCUGGUUUAAAGAUGGCCAGGAGCUCCAAGUGACAGACGGCCUUAACAUCCAAUCAGAUGGGAACAUGAGGAGGAUUGUGAUUCAAUCAGCUGAUGCGUCCCGCUCUGGAGUUUAUACAUGUGAAACUUCUGGAGAUGUCAUUACAUUCAAUGUGGACGUUGCAGGUCCUUCUGUGGAGUUCAGUCCGAUCCCAAAAGAGGAUCUUCAUAAGAGCAGCAUGGAGCUGGACCCCGUAGUGCUGCUAUGCAAUGUCUCCCAAGAUGAUGCCGAAGUCGUGUGGUAUAAGGAUGGCUGUGAGAUCCAGCCCACUGAAAACAUCACUCUGCAGGCAGAGGGAACCAUGAGGAGGCUGAUCAUCCGCUCUGCAGAAACUUCAGAUGCUGGCAGCUACACCUGCCAGACAGGAAACAAUAGCAUGGACUUUACCGUCAAUGUUAGAGAGCCUCCAGUGAUGAUUGUGGAACCUAAGGAUGAUAUUGUGAUGGAGAGCUACAUCUCAGAGGAGGUCAACCUGCAGUGCGAGUUGUCUCGCUCCAGUGGGAAGGUGCGCUGGUAUAAGGAUGGCCAGGAGAUGGAUGAAAGUGACAAUGUAAAGCUGAUAUCUGAAGGUCCUUACAGGAGGCUGACCAUCCUCAACGGCUCAGUGGGCGAUGGCGGAGAGUAUGUUUGUGAAACAGAUGGAGACUCUGUCUUUUUCCAACUUAAUGUCAAGGAGCCCCUGGUAAGAAUCAUUUCCCCAAGUGAACCAGAGGUGGAACUGACACAUUCGGCAUCCGAGAGGAUGGAGCUCAGCUGUGAGAUCUCUCAGGCGGAUGCCCCGGUCCGCUGGUACAAAGACAGCAUGGAGGUAGAGGAGAGUCCUAACCUGAUCCUGGAGGUGGAUGGGGCCCAUCGCCGGCUUGUUAUACCCUUUACAUCUGUGGAUGACGCAGGGGAGUACAUUUGUGACACUGAAGAUGACUCUGUGUCCUUCCUGGUCACUAUUGACGAGCCCCCAGUAACUCUUACUCGUCCAGAAAACACGCCGGAGAAACUGGAGAGUUUUGCUGGCAAACCAAUCGUCCUGGAGAUCGUAGUGUCCCGGCCUGGUGCCGAAGUGAAGUGGUGGCUAAAUGGCAGAGAAGUAGAGGAGAGCAGUAACAUUGCAAUCACUGAGGAAGGGCUCAUCCAUCGUCUGACGAUCCACUCUGCCACCCCAGAGGAUUCUGGGAAAUACACCUGUGACGCUGCUGAGGAUAAAAUAGAUUUUGAGGUUAAAGUUUCAGAGCCACCAGUGAAGAUCCUAAGAAAGUCAGAGAUUAAGAUAAAUCUGAAAUCUCUGAUUUCUGAUGACAUUGUGCUGGAGUGUGAGCUCUCCAGAGCCAAUGCUGUCAGCAAAUGGUACAAGGACAACUGUCGUGUUGAGGACGAUGAAAGGUUCUGCCAAGAGGAAGAAGGGGCUUUCCGCUCAUUGGUCAUCCUCGCCGCUGAACUUGGAGACUCGGGAGAGUACUUCCUGGAUGUCGGAGAUGACAAUAUCAGCUACCAUGUUAUAGUAGAAGAGCCGCCAGUGACAAUAACUGGCAACUCAAAUGACUCUGACAACCAGGAGAUGGUGGCAGGCGAUGAACUGAUCCUGGCCUGUGAAGUGUCCCGUGCCAACGCCCCCGUCCAGUGGUUCUGUAAUGAGAAGUUGCUAACCAGUGACUCCCGGACCUACAUUGAGAGCUAUGGCACUCUGAGGAAAAUUAUCAUCUCAAAUGUUCAACCCUCAGACUCUGGGAAAUACGUGUGUGAUGCUGGGGACGAUAAGAUGAUCAACGUUGUCAAGAUUCAAGAACCUCCAGUUACGUUUGUGAACAAGGAGGAUGACAUUGUAGUGACAGGUUACGAAGCAGAGAGCGUGACUUUGGAAAGCUACGUUUCCAAGGAAAACGCCAUGGUACGUUGGAUGAAAGACUGGACGCCUGUUGAAGGUGAACGUACCCAAGCUCUCGUGGAGGGCCAUAAGCGCACCCUAACAAUCAAUCCUUUGAGACGCUCUGAUGCUGGCGAGUAUACAUGUGACGUCAACACAGACCAGAUCCGCUUCGGCCUGCUGGUGAAAGAAAAGAGGAUAAAGUUUGUGAUGCCACUACGAGACACUGUGGCCCAUGCAGACGGUAUGGUGACCCUUCGCUGUGAGGUGUGCAAGCCAAAAGCAGAUGUCCAGUGGCUGAGGAAUGGAGAGGAGGUGGUUCCGGGCAGAAGGUUCACUAUUCGGGCGGAUGGAGUUGAGAGAAGCCUGACCAUCCACCGUUUAAUCAAAGAGGAUGCUGGAGAGUAUGCCUGUGAGUCCAAAGAUGACCGGAGCGUGGCAAUGCUGAGAGUUGAGAUGCCAAGAGUAGUGGAGUUCCUCACAGAGCUCCACAACACCACUGUGCUAGAAGGAGAAGAUGCUACGUUCAAGUGUGUGGUGUCCCCUGAGGAUAUCCAGCUGGUCUGGCUCUUAGACAAUGAGCCAAUCACGCUGGGUGAUCGUUUCCAGGCAAACCAGAACGGCCUGUGUCACACCUUGUUCAUCAAGAAGUGCCAGAUUUUGGACUGUUCUAAGAUUACAGCAGAGGCGGAGGGACAAAUGAGCAAAGCCAGCCUCAAAGUUCAGGAGGCUCAGGUCAUGUUUAUAAAGAAAAUGGAGGCCGUCAUGGCGGAAGAGUUUGGAGACGCCACCUUGGAGACAGAGAUCAGCCUGGAGACGGGAGAGGUUCAGUGGAUGAGGCAAGGAGUGGUCAUCCAGCCUGGUCCCCGACACACGCUGGCCCAGAACGGCUGUAAACGCAGUCUCAGCAUCCAAAACCUGAACCUGUCAGACAGGGGAACCUACCGCUGCGAGACUCUGCAUGACCGGACGCAGGUCAAGCUCAAUGUAGAACCACGUAAAAUCACCAUCCGUAAAGGCCUGACUGACCAAGAAACCUUAGAACGAGAGACUGCUUCCUUUGAGGUGGAGCUAUCCCACACAGAUGUGGAGGGAAUCUGGCAGAAGGAUGGCAUCAGGGUGAAAGCGAACAACCAGUGGAGGGUAAGCACCAAUGGCCUGGUCCACAGCCUCACCCUGUCCAACCUCUCCCUGGAGGACACGGGCACUAUUGUCUUCACAGCUGAAGGGGCGCGCACCAGCGCUAGGCUCACCAUCAAAGAGACUCCGGUGUCUUUACUGAAAUUGCUAACUGAUGUCAGUGUGGAGGAGGAGUUGCCAGUCACUCUGGAGUGUGAAUUCUCCAGACAAAACAUCGAAGUCAAAUGGCUUAAGGACGGGAAGGAGCUGAAGGCGGGGAAGAACUGUCGGAUCUACUCCAUGGGCCGGAAGCGGUUCUGUCAGAUCAUGCAGUGCACCCGGGCUGACUCUGGAACAUACACAUGUGACACGGGGGAAAUCAACACUUCCUGUUCACUGGAGGUUAAUGAGCAUAAGUUGGAGAUAGUGCACAAUCUGGAGGACCUUUACAUUCAGGAGGACCAGAAUGCUGUCUUCAUGUGUGAGGUUUCUCUGGAGGAGGUCCCUGGGGAGUGGUUCAAAGAAGGCCACAAGAUCCGGCCCACAAGCACCAUCAAGAUCCGCACUGAAGGGUCCAAACACUUCCUUCUGAUGUGUAACGUCAAAGCUGAGGAUGCUGGGGAAGUCCGCUUUGUAGCCAAGGAUGUUGAAUCUACAGCUUACCUCGAAGUAGAAGAACUCCCUGUUUCUAUUGUAAAACCCCUGCGAGAUCGAACGGCCCUGGAGAAACACCGCGUGAUCCUUGAAUGCACCGUUUCCACGCCACGCUCCAGCGCAACCUGGUACAAGGGCAGUGAGGAGCUGGUUUCCUCUGAUCGAAUUGAGAUCCUGUCUGACGACUGCUCACACAAACUGGUGAUCCAGGAGGUGUCUGUGGAGGAUGAGGGCACCUACACCAUCGAGGUCGGGGAGCACACAUCCAAAGCCAAACUGAUGGUGGAAGCCCAAGCCCUUGUAAUGGUGAAAGAGCUGGAGGAUGAUGAGGUAACCGAGCCUGAGGCCGCAUCUUUCCAGUGUGAGGUGUCUGUAGAUAUAAACAAGGCUCCUCUGUGGAAUUUAAAUGGAGAGACUCUUCAGACGGGCCCCUCUGUCCGCCUGGAAAGCCACGGGACGGUCCACAAACUCACCUUGAAAAACACCAGUGUGGACAUGAGUGGGGUGGUCAAGUUUACCUUGGGCAAGGCCAAGAGCAGUGCCACACUCACUGUAAAGGAAAAGUAGAGGAAGAGAGAAAAAAGAAAGUGACUGAGAGAAAGAAAGUGAGAGAAAGAAAGUGACUGCAAAAUGGGAAACUUUCAUGCCACCUUAAACUGUAAAACAUCAUGUUAAACAGUUUGCAUUUCCCUGUUCUGAAUGUAAUUCAAAUUGAUGGUAUGCAGUCAAGUUAGACAGACCGUGGAUGUUGAACUUGAGGCAUGUCAAGUUAUUACUUUUUUACCAUGUAGAUGCUAUUUAAUUGCCUGAUUUUUAAUUGACUUUACAUUAUUGUACUCUGAUAAAACGCCUCAAAAUAAAACACCAAGUAACAGUGGUUAAUAACAUGGUUCAAAUACAUGUCAUAUAUGGUUCCUAAAAGAAUGUUCCAUUAAAAUGCACUGGCACAGUUUUCUAAUAUCAA